This is a messenger RNA of Dermatophagoides pteronyssinus (European house dust mite), 2000 nucleotides long. RefSeq lists its product as uncharacterized. Gene Ontology annotation, cellular component: membrane; cytoplasm; mitochondrion. Lineage: Eukaryota; Metazoa; Arthropoda; Arachnida; Sarcoptiformes; Pyroglyphidae. Gene Ontology annotation, biological process: G protein-coupled receptor signaling pathway. Gene Ontology annotation, molecular function: G protein-coupled receptor activity; ATP binding; glutamate-5-semialdehyde dehydrogenase (NADP+) activity. The record is from RefSeq and is a predicted model, not a curated record.
CAUUAUCAAUCAUCAUCAUCAUGAAUAUUCUUCAUGUUGUUGAUGGUGAACAACAACAGUCGACUAUUUCGACAUCAAUGAUUCAAAGAAAUAAUGAUAGUUUUGAAUCAAUGUUAUCAACAACAACAACAACAACAACAACAACAACAACAAUGUUACCAUAUUCAUUACGUUGGAUUGCAACAAAUAUCUGUAUAAUUGUUUUAUUAUUAGGUAUUUUAGGAAAUUUAUUAGUACCGUUAGUUGUUUGCCGUCAACGUGAACAAUUAUCAAAUAAUUCAACAAAUAUUUUCCUAAUCAACCUGAGUAUUGCCGAUUUAUUAGUACUGGUUGUUUGUACACCAACCGUAUUGAUUGAAUUACAUUCAAAUCCUGAAAUAUGGAUGUUGGGUGAAUUUAUGUGUAAAACGGUACCAUUUGUUGAAUUGGUUGUUGCACAUGGAUCAAUAUUGACCAUAUUGGCUAUUUCAUUUGAAAGGUAUUAUGCAAUAUGUUUACCAUUAAAAGCAAAUUAUCUUUGUACAAAUCGUCGUGCAAUUAUAACUGUUUGUUGUUUAUGGACAAUUGCAAUAUUGGCUACAAUGCCAAUAUUAUUUGUUACCGAAUUAGUUGAUGCAAUAUAUAUUGAUGGUUCAAUUGUAUCUACUUGUAUAACAAAAGUAAAUCAAGAAUGGCAACGUUUAUAUUAUAUAAUAACAAUUAUCAGUUUUUUUGUCUUACCAUUAAUUAUAUUGAUUAUUGUUUAUUGGAUUAUUAUAAAACGUUUAAUACGUGAUGAUCAUCGUUUAUUGAUUGCAUCAACAACAAUUAAUCAACCACCAAAAUCAUUAUUAAUUUGUUCAACAAUCAAUAAUAAUAAUAAUAAUAAUGAUGAUUAUUGUUGUAAAAAAUUACGUUCCAAUUCAUUAACACAACAACAAUUUGUACAAAAUUGUAAACAAUCAUCAUCAUUGAAUAAUGAAUUAUCAUCGAAUACGAAUGAUUCAAAUACAAAUCCAAAUCAAUCAUCAUCAUCAUCGAAAUGGCAUAAUACGGCCAAUAUGUUUCUAUUUCGUGAUUCAUUAGCAUCGUUAGGUAUAAAUAGUCGUCAUAAUUCAACAUCGGAAAUAUCUUGUUCAAAUCAUCAUCAACAAAAUCAAAAUCAAAAUCAACAACAACAACUACAACAACAAUCAAAUUCAAGAAGAAAUUCAUCCGUAAUUGUUUAUCGAUCACGAAGACAAGUUAUCAUUAUGCUAAUUACUGUGGUUAUUUGUUUUUUUAUUUGUCUAUUACCAUUUCGUAUAUUUACAAUGUGGUUAGUGAUUGUCGAAGAAGAUACUAUUCGAGCACUGACAAUGGAACGUUUUUAUCAAUUAUUAUAUUUUUGUCGUAUUAUGAUUUAUGUUAAUUCAAUGUUAAAUCCAUUAUUAUAUGCUGUUGUAUCAAGUAAAUUUCGUCAUGCAUUAGUCGAUACAAUAUGGCAAUUAUUGAAUUUUUUCUAUUAUAUUUGUUGUUGUUGUUUUUGUUGUUGUUGUUGUUGUGGUUGUUGUUCAGAUUCGGAUACCGAAACAGAAAUAUCAUCAUCAUCAUUGGAUACAAUCAAUACAUCAAAACAUCAAUCAAAAUUACAACAGCAACAACAACAAUAUUAUCGUAAUCGUAAUCAAAUAAAUCGACGACAACAACAACAACAACAUCGUAAAGCAACCGGUGGUAGCUGUGGCUGUCAUAAUGUUGGACAAUUAUUAAAUCAACGUAAUCGUCGACGUAAAUUAUUUCUUAUGAGACAAUCAACAACGCUAACAACAACAACAGCAUCAUCAUCAUUAACAGGUGAUGGUUCAUUAAAACAACAACAACAACAACAAAAUAAUAAUAAUUCAAUCCGUUCGACAGUGACGAAUUAUAUACCAUCAUCAUCAAUUGAUGGUACUAUUACAACGAUAACUUCAAUAAAUUUAAAUCAACCAAACAUCAAUGAUGAUGAUGAUAAUGAUGAAACAAAUCAAAUUAAUCAA